Cyprinus carpio (common carp) is the source of this 1268-nucleotide messenger RNA. Its product is annotated as E3 ubiquitin-protein ligase TRIM47-like. The record is from RefSeq and is a predicted model, not a curated record. The transcript has 4 exons. The coding region runs from base 61 to 1257 and encodes 398 amino acids. NCBI's taxonomy places the organism in Eukaryota, Metazoa, Chordata, Actinopteri, Cypriniformes, Cyprinidae. Gene Ontology annotation, molecular function: zinc ion binding.
GACCUGCCACGUAACUUGUUGAGCUGUUGUUUGAGUCUCUCUUUGUUUAUAUGCAGUAAAAUGGCAGAAGCCAGUAUUUCAGUGGGACAGAACCAGUUCACCUGUCCAGUGUGUCUGGAUCUACUGAAGAAUCCAGUGACCAUUCCCUGUGGACACAGUUACUGCAUGAGCUGUAUUACAGGCUGCUGGAAUCAAGAGGGUCAGAGGGGAGUUUACAGCUGCCCUCAGUGCAGACAGACCUUCAGUCCAAGACCUGCUUUAAGCGAAAGCACCAUCUUGGCUGAAAUGGUAGAGAAACUGAAGAAGACUAAAUUACAAGCUGCUGUUCCUGCUGGUGCUGGAGAUGUGGAGUGUGACAUCUGCACUGGAAGAAAACACAAAGCCAUCAAGUCCUGUCUGGUGUGUCUGGAAUCUUAUUGCCAGACUCAUUUUGAUCGCCAUGAAGAAUUUCGCUCAGGUAACCCACACAAAGUGAUUGAUGCAACUGGACGACUGCAGCAGAUGUUCUGUCCUCAACAUCAUAAGCAACUGGAAAUCUAUUGCCAGAUUGACAACUGCUGUAUUUGUUACUUGUGUACAAUGGAUGAACAUAAAAACCAUGACACUAUAACAGCUAUAGUAGAGAGGACAAGGAGACAGAAAAACCUGGAGCAAAAACAAAGAAAUUUACAGCAGAAAAUCUGGGAGAUCGAGUCAGAUCUUCAGCAGUUGAUAAAAGAUGUGAAGAUCCAUAAGCGCUCUGCACAGAAAGCAGUAGAUGACAGUCAGAGGAACUUUACUGAAUUGAUCAGCUCCAUUGAGAGAAGCCGAUCUGAGGUUACACAGCUGAUCAGAGAUCAGGAAAAAGCUGCAGUGACUCGAGCUGAAGAACACAUGAAGCAGUUGGAGAAGGAGAUUGAUGACCUGAGGAGGAGAGACACUGAACUGGAGCAGCUUUCACACACAGAGGAUCACAUCCAUUUCCUGCUGAGUUUCAAUGGAGGGCCUGUAAUACAGCAUUUGGAUUUGUCUAAAUUCAGUACCACAUCUUCAAGCCCCCUCCCCCCUCCCCAUCAUCAUUAUGAUGAUAUAAGGAAAUCAGUUUCUUUGCUAAAAGAAAAACUUGAAGGUUUCUGCAAAGAGGAGAUAGAAAAGAUAUCUGGUACAGGUAAAAUACUGGAGCUCUCUCCCUCUAUACACACAGACACACAGACACACUCACACACACAGACACACAUAAUUAAUAUGUCUUUUGGUUUCCAUAGUGCAAAACAAUGAGAUCAUUCAAG